GUGGGUUCCCAUUACCAUUACCAAUGUAGUAACCAACUAACCAUUGCAAACAAACUCUGUCUCUCUCUCUCUCUCUCUCUCUCUCUCUCUAUGUCUUUGUAUUUGCAGAUAAAGGCCUCGAUACAGACCCAACCUUGCCUGCACUGCACUUUAUUCAUUCCCCUUCAAAUUCGCUGCUUUACAUUGUACGAGGUUUUUCCAACCAAUUCUCUCUCUCUCUCUUUCUUUCUUUCAUGUGUUCUACAGACACUAUCUUCUUCAUUACUCAAAAAGUCUCAAACUUGACAACUUAAACUGAAAGAAAAGGGGAAAUAACCAACUGGGUUACCAUCAACACUGUUGGGUGAACUCCUAAGAUAUAUAUAUAUAUAGUAAUAGUCUCACUCACUCACUCAACAAAGGACCAUUUUUGUUAUGAACAACUUGUCUCAACAAUGAAAGAUGACAACUUGAAAAAAACCACCAAGCUUUCAUGGACAAAAACAUUGGUCAAAAAGUGGUUCAAUAUCAAAACCAAAUCUGAGGACUUUCAAGCAGAUCAUGUCAUUUCUCAAGUUGUUGAUGAAGACUAUAGGACCAACAACUACUCAGAGAUGGAGGCAUGUUCUAUCAAAAAAAGCAAAACAGAUAGAUUAAGCAGAAGAUACAUAGAUAGAAUGCAAAGAGGUAAGAGUUACCUUGAUGAAGCUCAGGUUACAGAUGUAUGUAAUUAUAGAAUCUUCGUUGCCACUUGGAAUGUGGCUGGGAAGUCACCUCCAAGUUAUUUAAGUCUUGAAGAAUGGCUUCACAUCUCUCCACCUGCUGAUAUCUAUGUUCUCGGGUUUCAAGAAAUUGUGCCUCUCAAUGCCGGAAAUGUUUUGGGAACGGAAGACAAUGGUCCUGCAAGAAAAUGGCUAGCCCUUAUAAGGAAGACACUGAACAACCUUCCAGGAACAAGCGGUGGAUACCACACUCCUUCUCCGGUUCCUGCUCCUGUUGUAGAGUUAGAUGCUGAUUUUGAGGGAUCGGUGAGGCAGAAGGCAACCUCGUUCUUCCAUCGGAGGUCCUUUCAAGCCAUGAGUCGUAGUAUGAGAAUGGAUAAUGACAUGUCAAUCCCACAAACUUGCCUUGAUCGCCGUCUCAGUGUCUGCGAUAGAAUGAUAUCUGGUCACAGGGCGAGUGACUAUGACACCAAUUGCCGGUGGGGUUCAUCAGACGAUGAAAAUGGAGCUGACGAAUCCCCAAUUACAACAGAUUAUUCGCCAAUUUCAUAUGGUGGCAGUUUCCCUACAGAGGACAGUGAAAGGCCGAGAGGAAAUUCGAGAUAUUGUUUGGUUGCUAGUAAGCAAAUGGUAGGUGUAUUUCUAACAGUUUGGGUGAAAAGUGAUAUCAGAGAUGAUGUUCGUAACAUGAAAGUGUCUUGUGUUGGAAGAGGGUUGAUGGGAUAUCUUGGAAACAAGGGUUCUAUAUCUAUUAGUAUGUCAUUGCGCCAAACAAGUUUUUGCUUCGUCUGUAGUCAUUUGACUUCCGGACAAAAGGAUGGUGACGAGCUAAGGAGAAAUUCCGACGUAAUGGAGAUUCUUAGAAAGACAAGGUUUCCUCAGGUCCAUGACACGAGUGAUGCGAAUUCUCCUCAGACAAUUCUCGAACAUGACCGAAUAAUUUGGAUGGGCGAUUUAAAUUACCGGAUAGCGCUGUCGUACUAUGGAGCAAAAGCUCUUGUUGAGAUGCAUGAUUGGAAGACUUUGUUAAAGAAUGAUCAGGCAUCUGUGUAUAGAGAAAUGGCAAGGUCGUGUCUUUACAGGAUGGAGUGAAGGGAAAAUAUAUUUCCCUCCCACAUAUAAGUAUUCAAACAACUCGGACAGUUAUGCAGGCGAUGACAGACGCUCGAAACAAAAGAGAAGAACUCCAGCUUGGUACUCUUCUUUCUUGAUGAAGUGGAAAAUGUCGUUAUUUUGUGUAUAUCUAAUCAAAUCAAAAUCUCUAUUCAUGAAGGUGUGAUCGUAUCUUGUGGUAUGGAAGUGGCCUACAGCAAGUAUCUUAUGUUCGUGGUGAGUCGAGAUUCUCCGACCAUAGGCCAGUUUGUAGCAUAUUCUUGGCAGAAGUUGAGUCUAUUAACAGUAACCAAAUUAUGAAAAGCUCUAACUGCUCCAGUUCCAGGAUUGAAGUAGAAGAGUUAUUGCCACAUUCACAUGGUUACGGCUACACUGAUUUCCAUUUCUAUUGAUGAAUACACGUAAAUGCCUGAGAUUAACUUUACUAACCGAGGGAACUUCAACCGAAACAUUAUAAAACUGUGCCACGAAAGGUAGGCAAUGCUACGGGGAAUGCUAGCCGCAAUGGUGAUCAAUACAUUUUGUUACCCUCCAAGAAGCUGCAGAGUUUAUGGAUUUGUUAACACCUUUUGAGUAUGAAUAUCUGCAGCUCACAAUCUUAUUGUUGACUUUUCAUAUUCUAAGACAAAGUGUUAACACCUAUAAGGGGGAAUCUUUGGGAAAAAGAGUAAUAAAUUCAUCUAAAAAUUUGUAGAUAACCAGUGUAUGAGUAUAUAUAAUCAGAACUCAGAAGGCAUGCAAUACAAUUACAUAGCAACUUAAUGGAUGCCAAAAACCAAUACUAUUCCUAUGAGUAUAAAUAAUAGUAUUGUAGAAGGUGAUGACAAGGAAUUAUAAGAUGGAGGAGAUGCUGAAGGAAGAGGAGUCAAAACUGGUAUGAUUCUUGAAGUUAUAGCGGGUGCUGCUGCUGACGAUGAUGGUGUCGAUGCCCCUGCCUCUGCCAAUUCCAGAUUCUUAUCUGUGUGUGUUUUCUACAGCCAAAGUUUUUGAAUUUGUUACAAAAACAUGUUAGAAUAACUUCUAAUUAAGAGUCUCAAAUACGUAAAUGCAUACUGUAAAAACUAAAAUAGUCUCAAAUAUCGAUCAACUUUCGGUAA
Molecule: messenger RNA, 2911 nt
Organism: Trifolium pratense (red clover)
Lineage: Eukaryota; Viridiplantae; Streptophyta; Magnoliopsida; Fabales; Fabaceae
Product: type IV inositol polyphosphate 5-phosphatase 7-like
Exons: 11
Coding region: 435-1793 (452 amino acids)
Biological process (GO): phosphatidylinositol dephosphorylation
Molecular function (GO): inositol-polyphosphate 5-phosphatase activity; phosphatidylinositol-3,4,5-trisphosphate 5-phosphatase activity; phosphatidylinositol-4,5-bisphosphate 5-phosphatase activity
Source: RefSeq, a predicted model, not a curated record